Molecule: messenger RNA, 981 nt
Organism: Trichoderma citrinoviride
Lineage: Eukaryota; Fungi; Ascomycota; Sordariomycetes; Hypocreales; Hypocreaceae
Product: Aldo/keto reductase
Exons: 2
Coding region: 1-981 (326 amino acids)
Cellular component (GO): cytosol
Molecular function (GO): oxidoreductase activity
Source: RefSeq, a predicted model, not a curated record
AUGGGAUCGGUUAGCAAGCCUCAUCUCGUCUUCGGCGCUGCCGGCUUCAACACCGGCAGCGCAUUCCCAACCGCAGAACAUGCCCGCGAGGUGCUCGACGCCGUUGAGAAAGCGGGCAUCAAGCAGCUCGACACGGCCCAGCUGUACGGCCUUAGCGAGCAGAUCCUGGGAGAGAUCAAGGCGAGCGAGCGAUUCAUCAUCGACACGAAGCACGUUGGAGGAUUUGCUCCUGGCGAGUCGACACGGGAAAAGGUCGUGGCGAGGGGGCUAGAGAGUUUGAAGAAAUUGGGUGUGGACAAGGUCAACAUCUUCUACAUCCACGCACCGGACAAUAGCGUGCCUCUUGAGGAGACUCUGGCCGGCAUCGACGACCUCUAUCGCCAGGGCAAGUUCGAAAAGUUCGGCCUCUCAAACUUCAACGCGGACGAAGUCAGAGCCGUUCUCAAGAUCACCAAAGAAAAGGGCUUCGUCCCUCCGACAGUCUACCAAGGCAACUACAAUGCCGUCGCUCGCAAGCUGGAAUCGGAUCUUUUCCCCCUCUUCCGCGAGAACGGCAUCUCCUUCUACGCCUACAGCGCCAUUGCGGGCGGCUUCCUGACAAAGUCCAAGGAGCAGCUGUUGCAGGAAUCCGGCGGCGAGGGCAGGUGGAGCAAGUCGUCACCGAUCGGACAGAUGUACCACAAACUGUACAACCGGCCAAAGCUCCUGGAAGCCCUGGACAUCUGGGAGAAGACGGCGGCCGAGGCGGGCAUUCCCAAGGCCGAGAUGGCGUAUCGAUGGGCGGCGUAUCAUUCGGCGCUCAAGGAGCAAUUUGGCGAUGCGAUAGUGCUGGGCGCGAGCAAGAUUUCGCAGCUGGAGCAGACGGUUGCGGGAUUGCAGAAUGGGCCGUUGCCGGAGGAGGUUGUGAAGAAGAUUGACGACAUUUGGGAGCUUGUCAAGGAUGAGGCGCCGAGGGACAACUUUGAAAUUCAGCGGAAAUAG